Lycium ferocissimum is the source of this 1818-nucleotide messenger RNA. Its product is annotated as protein TRIGALACTOSYLDIACYLGLYCEROL 4, chloroplastic. Gene Ontology annotation, molecular function: phosphatidic acid binding. The record is from RefSeq and is a predicted model, not a curated record. Gene Ontology annotation, cellular component: chloroplast envelope. NCBI's taxonomy places the organism in Eukaryota, Viridiplantae, Streptophyta, Magnoliopsida, Solanales, Solanaceae. The coding region runs from base 117 to 1532 and encodes 471 amino acids. Gene Ontology annotation, biological process: ER to chloroplast lipid transport; acylglycerol transport. The transcript has 5 exons.
GCAAGGGAAUGAAAACUAGAAGGAAAGAGAACAAAACCAGCGGGAAGAGUGAGCCAAAUUCUUGGUCAAAAUGCAGCUUUACACUUGCGGUUGAAGUGAGCGAAUAAAGAAGAGAUAUGAAGAAGCUUAGGUGGGCAAUGGACUCUGGUGGAUUUUGGGAAUUGGACUUAUCCACUCCAAUUACUCUCAAUGGCCAAGCACGCUCAGUUCCUGGUGAACCAUUGCCUUUGGGGUUGUCUCGUGGUUCAAGGCUUUCAAGAUGUCAACAAAUUGAUUUCUUUCAGCGCUUCAUGGCCAUGCCUUUCGUCCCUUCUUUCUCCCCCAACACGGGCUUCUUCCUACAACGGGUUCUUUCUCUCCCUAUUGGUGAGAGCUGGUCUACUAUGCUGCUUGGACAGUUAAAUGUCCAGAAAUUUGUUUCUUCUCUAAGAAAAAAUAAAACUAAGCAUCUGCCAGACUCCUCAUGGCUUCAAUCCAUUGGAAGGAACUUUAUCCAAAAAUCUUUUUAUGCCCUUGGCUUCUCUUCAGAACUGUCUCUAACACCUGACGAUACAUUGCUCAUAAGUUUCGAUGCUUAUGGUGAUGAGAAGAUGCCUCAGAAAAAAGCAGUUCUACAUCAUAAGUUUCCUCGUCAUAAUCUUGCAAUGGAGGCAGCUUGGCCAGGACUUUUUGUUGAUGGGAACGGGAGUUACUGGGAUGUACCAUUCUCACUCGCACUUGAUCUUGCAUCAACCGCUCUUGACUCUGGUGCAAGCUAUCAUUUGUUUUUCAACAAUUGUGCAGGUUCACCCAAGCAGUAUGAAGGUCAGCAUAGUGAUGAGCUACCACCUGCUGCUUUGCUUCCAGGAUUCACUGCCAAAGGUGUAGCUUCCUUGAAGAAAAAUAUUGACCUUUGGCGAAGUGAAGCGUCUAUGCUAAAAAUGGUGCAACCAUAUGAUAUAUUCCUGUCUAAUCCUCAUAUUUCAGCAUCAUGGAUCCUUGGUGAGAACUGCAAUGUCGGUGCUGUUUUUUCUGCAUAUCUCGGAGACAAUUCAAUGAAAGGACAACGAUCAUGCAGUUUACAGGGUCUAAAAGAUUUUGACCUUCGAAUCCAAGGAGCGAAUUCUGCUGUUUCAGUGGACUCAUUUGCAUCUGCUUCACUCACUGCACAGCAUGGAAAUUUCCAAAGGCUGUUCCUGGAUCUCACUCGUGUCCAUACACGCUUCGACUUUCCUUCAGGAUCGAAACUUCUUUCUGGAAUAACCUCUGUGGCAUACAGUCUUUACAAUUCUCAAGAACCAAAAGUUGAGGCACUACAGGCAAUUUGUCCGCGUGCCUCUCUAUGUUUUCAGCAGCAGAUCAUAGGACCUUUCAGCUUUAGAGUUGAUUCAGAGAUAGCAAUUGAUUUGAAGAAGGAUUGGUGUUUAAGUGUGAAGAAUCCUGUAUUUGCCAUUGAACAUGCUUUGCAAGUUCUGUGGUCUGCCAAGGCUGUUGCUUGGUAUUCCCCCAUGCAGCGUGAAUUCAUGGUAGAACUUCGUUUUUUUGAAACUUAAUGUCACCAUCAUCUGGAAUGCAGUUAAUUUUUGUUAUAAUUCUCUCUGGGUCUUGUGUUGAUAAUUCUAGCUAUUCAGAGCCACUGUGCCUGGUUAUCUCGUUUGUUUGGCAUACUGUCUCAGUUAAUGCAGUUUCAUUUACUGAUUUCUAUUUUGCGGGAAUUAGUUGGGAUAUUUUUGAGUAAGUUUAUGCUUUGUAAAAAUUGAUUGUGAGAUUAUGUUUGUAUUUCUUCUCAAAAUGUUGUUUUAAUUGUCAACAUAAUAAAAAUUUGUUGUUGAUUUGUAA